Diutina rugosa is the source of this 3666-nucleotide messenger RNA. Its product is annotated as coatomer subunit alpha. The transcript has a single exon. Lineage: Eukaryota; Fungi; Ascomycota; Pichiomycetes; Serinales; Debaryomycetaceae. Gene Ontology annotation, biological process: intra-Golgi vesicle-mediated transport; intracellular protein transport; endoplasmic reticulum to Golgi vesicle-mediated transport. Gene Ontology annotation, molecular function: protein binding; structural molecule activity. Gene Ontology annotation, cellular component: COPI vesicle coat. Bases 1 to 3666 code for a protein of 1221 amino acids. The record is from RefSeq and is a predicted model, not a curated record.
AUGAAGAUGCUCACCAAGUUUGAGAGCAAGACCCUGCGGGCCAAGGGGGUGGCGUUCCACCCGAAACGGCCGUGGGCACUUGUCUCGUUGCACUCGCUGACUAUCCAGUUGUGGGACUACCGCAUGGGCACCCUCAUCGACCGUUUCGACGACCACACCGGGCCCGUGCGCUGCGUCGACUUCCACCCCACUCAACCCCUCUUUGUCCUGGGCGGCGACGACUACACCGUCAAGGUGUGGUCGCUCAACACCCGCAAGUGCAUCUUCACCUUGAACGCCCACUUGGACUACGUGCGGACGGUGUUUUUCCACAAGACGUUGCCGUGGAUCAUCUCGUGCCUGGACGACUUGACCAUCAAGAUCUGGAACUGGCAGAACCGCCAGGAGAUCGCGUGCUUGACGGGGCACAACCACUACGUGAUGUCGGCGCAAUUCCACCCGACGGAAGACCUCAUUGUCCUGGCGUCGCUCGACCAGACGGUGCGGGUGUGGGACAUUUCUGGUCUCCGCAAAAAGCACUCGGCCCCCGGCGGCGGCAUGGGCCCGGGAAGCGGCCCCCGCUCGUUUGAAGACCAAUUGACCCGCCUGCAGUUGCCCCAACAGGAUAUCUUCGGCAACGCCAACGCCGUGGUCAAAUACGUGUUGGAAGGCCACGACAAGGGGGUCAACUGGGCCGCGUUCCACCCCACCUUGCCCCUCAUCGUCCUGGCCGCCGACGACCGCUUGGUGAAGUUGUGGAGAAUGCUGGACACCAAGGCGUGGGAAGUCGACACCUGCCGCGGCCACACCGGCAACGUCCUUUGUCUGAUCUUCCACCCCACCCAGGACUUGAUCUUGUCGGUGCUGGACGACAAGACGGUGCGGGUGUGGGACUUGAACAAGCGCACCCCGAUCAAGCAGUUCCGCCGCGAACACGACCGUUUUUGGUUGAUCGCCAACCACCCGCUGAUCAACUUGUUUGCCGCCUGCCAUGACCUGGGGGUGAUGAUCUUUAAGCUUGAGCGUGAACGCCCCGCCCACGCCAUCUUCCAAAACAAGUUGUUUUAUGUCAACGGCGAAAAGCAAGUGCAAGCUUAUGACUAUGCCCGCGACGAGGCGUCGUUGCCGAUGUUGCUGUUGAAGAAGAUCGGCAAGACGUGGUCGUUUAUGCGCACGUUGUCCUACAACCAGCUGGACAACCUGAUCCUCGUCACCCACGGCGAGGGCGAGUCGGGCCAGUACGCGCUCAUCUCGCUCCCCAAAAACGUCACCGGCGCCAUCGAUCCCACCGAUAUUCGCCAGGGCGAAGGCAACUAUGCCUGGUUCAUCUCGCGCAACCGGUUUGUCGUCUACUAUAAGUCCACCCGCACGUUGCAGGUGAAGGACAUGACCAAUAACGUCACCAAGCUGAUCACCCUCGACUCGCUGGUGAACGAGGUGUUGUACGGCGGUCCCGGGCGGGUGUUGCUUGUCAAGCUGAACGCCGUCAUUAACUACGACGUCCAACAACGCAAGGAACUCAACGAGGUCGCCGUCAACAACGUUAAGUACGCCGUGUGGCUGGGCGACGGCCAGCACUUGGCGCUUUUGUCGAAGCACACCAUCACCAUCGUCACCAGCCAGAUGGAGUUGGUGACGCUGUUGCACGAGACCAUCCGCAUCAAGCUGGCGGCGUGGGACGACGCCACCGGCGUGCUUGUGUACCUGACGCUCAACCACAUCAAGUACAUCCUCUUAAACGGCGAUCUGGGCAUCAUCAAGACCCUUGCCAACACCGUCUACGUCACCCGUGUCGCCGGUACUAAGGUGUACUGCUUAAACCGUCAAGGCGAAGUCGAAGUGCAAACUAUCGACCCCACUGAAUACCGCUUCAAGAAGCUGUUGGUGUCAAAGCAAUACGGCGAAGUCUUGCGUCUUAUCAAGCACCUGAACCUUGUCGGGCAAAACAUCAUUGGCUACUUGCAAAAGAAGGGCCACCCCGAAGUGGCGCUUCAAUUUGUCCGCGACCCCGAAACCCGGUUUGACCUUGCCCUCGAGUGCCUGAACCUUGACGUCGCUCGCGAAGAAGCGGAGAAGUUGGACAAAAAGACCGGCGGCAAAUCGCCCCAAGUGUGGGAACGUCUUGGUCAGGAAGCGUUGCUCCAAGGUAACUUGGAGGUGGUGGAAGAAGUGUACAAAAAGCUUCAUCAACUUGAUAAGUUGUCGUAUCUCUACUCGCUUAGAGGUGACCGCGAGCACUUGGGGUUGAUGGCGAGAGUGUCGGAAAACCAGGGCGACUUGCUGGCGCUCGUGCAAAACACCCUCUACUCUGGCGACAUCAAGAAGCGUUGCCAGGUGUACAUUGAACUGGGGAUGCUUCCCUUAGCCUACACUUUGGCUCAAAGCCACGGCUUGUUGGAAUUGGCUCAGGAAAUUCUUAACCAGGCCGGUGUUGAUGCUAGCGAAGUGCAAUUGCCCGAGAUUAGUGCCCCCAACCAGCUCCCCACGCCGGUGGCUUCUCCCGUGACCAACUGGCCCCUCAAACAACAGGAACUCACAUUCUUCGAACUGGCUUUGAUUAACGGCCAUGUCGAAGACGCCCCCACCGAAACCAUACUGACAGCUAAGUCAGCGGUGGUUGUCGACGAGGACCAAUUUGAGGAUGCCGAAGACGCUGAAGAAGAGGACGGCUGGGACUUGGACGAUGACUUGGUCAACGACGAAGAGUUUUUGAAGGAAGCCCUGGUAGACCCAGCGGCUGGGGUGUCGGUACAAGGUGCCAAUGAGCUUGCCCACUGGUUGCGGAACGCUAAGACUCCCGCCACCUACGUCGCUGCCGGUGAGUUCGAACAAGCGGCGCUGUUACUUAAUAAGCAGGUUGGGGUGACCAAUUUCGCUCCGUUAAAGGCUCGCUUCCUCGAAGUGUACGCUGCUAACAAGUUGUACCUUCCUGGGUUUGACGACUUGCCCCCGAUUCCGACAUUCAUCCGAGCUGAUAACGACGAAGACGACCCCAACAAAUUCUUGCCGUUGGUUCCCGGCUACGCCCAAUUGGACGCCAUGGUGCAGCAAGCGGUGAACUCGUUCCACCCCGAACGGUUGCCCGAUGCGAUCACCAAGUUCCGCAACAUCAUCUACACCAUCACCGUGUUGACCGUCGCUGAUGAGGACCAGGAGGCCAAGUGUAAGGAUGUGUUGGCGUUGUGUCGCGAGUACAUUCUUGCGUCGCAAAUCGAGCUUGAACGGAAAGCGUUGGACGCUAAGAACAAGCCCGAAAACGUCAAGCGCAACUUGGAGCUUGCGGCGUACUUCACCCGUACCCACUUGCAACAAAACCACAAGAACAGUGCUUGGCUUGUGGCCAUGACCGAGAUGGCCAAGUACAAGAACUACGCGAUGGCGCUGUACUUUGCCGACAAGAUCCUUGAGAAUGCCGGCAAGCUGGGCGGCAAGCGGGUGGAAACGGCGAUGAAGAUCAAGAAGAUCGCCGAACAAAUGGCGCGCGACGCCGUCGAGAUCGACUUCGACCCUUACGCCGACUUUGAGGUGUGCUGCGGGUCCCACACCCCCAUCUACGCCGACGAGCCCCGGGUCCACGAGGCGUUGGUCGGGGCGGUGUACAAGCCCGAGUUCAAGGGCGAAGUCUGUCGCAUCACCGAAAUCACCAAGAUCGGGGUGCCGGCGCUGGGGUUGCGUAUCCGCGGGUGA